AUGUUUGACUCGACGUGGGGACUUGAUGCAGUAGAAUACCAAAUUGAUUUUGUUCGUAUGCCGGUUCAAUAUUGAAAUAUCGUAAAUUAUUUUUACAAUUAACCUAGUGGUUACACCGUUACUAAAUUAUUGACACAAGUGUAUUUGUUACCUAUGAACAAAUAGUGGUAUUAGAGUGUGCUACCAGUGAAUAAGCUUAAAAUGACUUUAGUACUACUAAAUGCCCUCUUUUAUACUUUUUUACUCAAAAGUACUACGGGUUUGGGUGAAAUAAUUUAUGCCAUUAAUGCAGGGGGUCCUGCUCAUACAGAUAUAUAUGGAAUUCAUUACGAAAAAGAUCCUUUACAAGGAAGAAUCGGCACCGCAUCAAAUUAUGGAAAACAAUUGGUUAUGAUUGGACGUGUAAACCCUAAGGACGAAAUACUCUACCAAACUGAAAGGUACCACCAUAGUACUUUUGGUUACGACAUUCCCGCAAAUAAUGACGGAGAUUAUGUUUUGGUAUUAAAAUUCAGUGAAGUGUAUUUCAAUGCACCUAACAUGAAAGUAUUUGAUGUAGUAUUAAAUGGUGAUCAUACCAUAGUAGCAGAUUUAGAUAUUUAUGACAAGGUUGGCCGUGGUGUGGCUCAUGAUGAAUACAUACCGUAUUCAAUCAAAAAUGGUAAACUGUAUUAUAAUGAAGAGGAGUCAGACAUUAGAGGGGGUAAAAUUAAAGUGGAAUUUAUAAAAGGUUACAGAGAUAAUCCAAAAAUUAAUGCUUUAUAUGUGAUGAGAGGUACAAUAGAUGAAGUGCCUAAACUUCCACCAUUGGUAUGGCCUGAUAAUGAUUCAGAGGAACAGAGAGAAGAGAUAGAAGAACAAAGCACAAAGUCCCGGAGAGCAAGUGGGCCUAAACAGCCUGACCCAUAUUCCAUGGAUGACACAUCUGUGCUCAUCCCUGUGUUUAUUACUAUUGGUGCUUUCAUACCUCUGCUGUUCUGUCUAUGUAGACUAUAAGAUUAAAAGAUGCUUUCCAUGAUUUAUUUGUAUAUGUGUGUUUGUAUGCUAAAUAGUAUAUUCUUAUUUAUUGUGGGUAUUGAAUCUGAGAAAUUUUAUUGUACAUUCAAUAAAAAAUCCUGAAUAGAAAUAAUUCUAUAAUUCCUUAUUGUUAUAAUAUAGCAUAGUACAAAAUUUAAAAGUGAAAUAAUCUUGAGCCCGUCCCAUAUUGCACAUUAACACAUAUUGUGUAUUCAUGCCCUUUCCUCAGGCAAAUUUGUUGCUACAAAUAAAUAAUUUAAGUUGAUUAAA
Messenger RNA from Plodia interpunctella (Indianmeal moth), 1287 nucleotides. RefSeq lists its product as uncharacterized. The record is from RefSeq and is a predicted model, not a curated record. Gene Ontology annotation, cellular component: membrane. NCBI's taxonomy places the organism in Eukaryota, Metazoa, Arthropoda, Insecta, Lepidoptera, Pyralidae. Gene Ontology annotation, molecular function: carbohydrate binding. The coding region runs from base 202 to 996 and encodes 264 amino acids. The transcript has a single exon.